Molecule: messenger RNA, 2396 nt
Organism: Zootermopsis nevadensis
Lineage: Eukaryota; Metazoa; Arthropoda; Insecta; Blattodea; Termopsidae
Product: protein amalgam
Biological process (GO): homophilic cell-cell adhesion; synapse organization
Cellular component (GO): axon; neuronal cell body; plasma membrane
Molecular function (GO): axon guidance receptor activity; protein binding
Source: RefSeq, a predicted model, not a curated record
UGCCAGCGCCUCAGUCUUCAUCCGACGAUCAUCCAUGUGAGUGAGAUAUACCGCGAAAAGUUCACGGUGUCGAUCGUAAAAGGGUUUUGUGCUGAAUUCCAAGAUGUACAGAUUGGAAAUUACACUCGCCGGUAUUCUACUGUUAUCGUCAGGACUAUGCUCUGCAAGAGAGCCUUAUUUCAGAAGUGUUCCAACCACAGUGAAGACAUCUGAGAAUGAUACCGUUUUACUACCUUGCUACGUAAACAAUUUGGGUUAUAAUUCUGUGCGAUGGUGGUGGGAGAAUCAACUGGUGGCAGAUUCAAGUAAUCCCAGGCUUUUGUCACCACCACGAAUCAAAAUGCUGCCCAACAACACGUUGCAAGUGUCAGACCUCCAAACUGAGGAUACCGGAGAGUACAAGUGUCAGAUAGUUCGACCAGAACCUUGGGGUCCUAUCCAACAGGUUCAUGCAAUUGAGGUUCUGUAUCCACCAUCAGUAACUACCAUCCCUGAAGAUGGUCUUUUGGAGGUGCAACUAGGGGAAGAAGUGCUUAUGGGCUGUAAAGCUUCAGGGGUACCACACCCCAUUGUAACAUGGUCUAAUGAGGGAGAAGAGAUGCAACUUUUGGACAACCGGCCUAUGCUGCGAUUUCAGGCACAUACCAGGCACUUGGCUGGACUGUACAAAUGCAUAGCUAUGAAUGGGGUUGGUAGCCCUGCAACAGCUACCAUACACCUCAGAAUAUUCUUUCCUCCUGAGAUAGAAGUGGAACGAGCAUGGGUCCAUGCUGCACCAGGUGUCAGAUCAGAGUUAUCGUGUAAUGUCCUUGCUGAUCCUGAUGCUAAGGUGAUGUGGCUGAAAAAUGACAUUCCAGUGAUCACCAGUACACGUGUAGUAGAGCUGUCAACAAACAACAAACAUACCCUUCUAUUCCGCACCGUCCAUCCAUUAGACUUUGGGUACUUCAAAUGUCGAGCCACAAAUGCACUUGGUGCCAAUGAACAAGUCAUACAAUUGUCAGGUGUUUCAAACACAGCAGUGUUUAAGAAUGAGUCAGGUGUAUCAUCAGAAACAAACUACACUCUGGUAUGGGAAGUUGACAGCUAUUCGCCCAUCAUAGAGUACAAUCUGCUGUUCCGGAGAUAUUUUCCACACACAAAAGGACACAACUGGGCAAAAUUGGUCAUUCCAGCAGACAGCUCUUCACCAGGACCUAUCCACAGCAAAUCCUACACUCUCACUGGGCUUUCCAUUGCUACUAUCUAUGAGGCAGUAAUUACUUCAAGAAAUAGGUUUGGCUGGAGCAAGCCAUCAGCGAUACUGAGAUUUGGUACUAAGGGAGCUGACUUUGGAUACAAUAAACAUGUACUUCCAACAGGAUCAAAGUCUGAAGAUAACAUUAACAGAGCUGAGUUAGCUGCCAUCCUGCGACAGCCAAACUUGGGAACACCUACACAGUCUUCAUUUAUUUUUACAAUGUUAUUCUUGAUCAUACUACUUCAUGUAUAAAGAUUGUAUUCUAUUGUACUCAUGACUGGUUAUCAAAUAACAAGGAAAUAUUAAAUGGCUUCUUUAUACAAGAGUGAGUCAAAAAUUAUCUGCACUCUGGCUGUAGAAUUUAUUUUAAUCAACUUUUAGAAAAGACAAACACAUCAUUUUUCGACACAAUCUCCUUGCUUUUCAAUACACUUUGUCCAUCUGUCAACUAGCUUUUGUAUUCCCUUAUCAAAAAAAUGUUUUAGGCUGAGCUGCAAGCCACGAAUGCACCGCUGUCUUCAAUUCUUCAUCAGAGGUGAAUCUUCGUUCUCAAAGGGCUGUUUUCAGGGGACCAUUCAUGGCCGACACUUGUGCGACUUUCCUUGAAUUUCUCUAUACAUUCAUACACACUUCUUCGCGACAAAACACUUUCUCCAUACUGUGCACAAAGUCUUCGAUAAAUAUCGGCACCAGGCACACCCUCAGACCACAAUAAACGCAUCACUGCACCCUGCUCUUCUUUCGUGCAAAUCACAAGUGGGGCAUCCAAUUUUUCUCGCACCGUAGUUACAAAUGAACUGACGUAACACGUUCACACCUGCACAGCAGAGACCUUGAACAGAAAGUGCUGAUGAGACAGAAGUUUUAAUAUAACCGGAGUGCGGAUAAUUCUUGACUCACCCUCGUAUAUGGCUAGCUAAUUUCAUUUAAUGUCACUGGAAUUUUUCGCUGUCAAUGCUGUGGGAUCUUGUAAUUAGAUACACAGAUGUCUGAAGUAAAUCCGGAAGGGCAAACUCUGACUUGCAACAUUAUAAAACAUUAUACAUAAAAAUAUGAUCUUUCUUCCACCAGUUACAGACGCAUUUCUGAUAUCUAUGGCAUAAUUGUUUGCCUGAGCAUCACAGUUAAGUCCUGACAAUAAAUGAUCUGAAGCUUU